UCGAAUAGCCUCUUAAUAAAAUGCUGCUUAUGUUACAGGUGCAAACCGAGCAAGACCCAGAAUUAGAAAAAGAAAGCCCUGGCUUGAAAAACAAUCCAGUUGAUGAAAGUGAGGUCCAAACAGCAACUGAUAGUCCCUCUGUUAAACCUAAUGAGCUCGAAGAAGAAAGUACACCCAACAUGCAAACAGAAAUUUUGGUACAACAGGAGGAGCCUUGUGAGGAAGAACCUGAAAAAGUAACAUGUGAUUCUGACUUUGCUGUUGAAACAUUGGAGGUUGAAACUCAAGGGGAGGAGGUCAAAGAAGAAGUUCCUCUUGUAGCAUCCACUCCAGCCAGUAUUGAACUAUUCACUGAAAAUGCCGAGGAGUGUGCUUUAAAUCAGCAGGUGUAUAACAGUGACUUGGAGAAGAAAGACGCAGGAAUUAUUAACCCUGAAACAGCAUUGUUACCAUCUGACAGUGUGUUUAUAGAAGAAAGGAACAUCAAAGGAGUUAUAGAAGAAUCUCCAUCUGAAGCAGAAGAUUUCUUUUCUGGAGUUACACAGUCUGUGGUAGAAUCUAUAGCCGAAGUAGAAAAACCUGAAACUGUUUCAGAAAUAUUGCCAUCAGCUUGUAUUGUGACAUUAGUACCAGGAGUUUCCACUGGGGAUGAGAAGACAGUGGGCAAAAAGAGUAUUUCUGAAAAAAGUAACAUGGAUGAAAAGGAGGAGAAUGAAUUUAAUAUAACUAAGGAAAUCAGAAUGGAUCUUCAAAUAGGAACAGAGAAGGCUGAAAAGAAUGAAGGUAGGAUGGUUGCAGAGAAGGUGGAAAAGAUGAUGGCGUCAGUGAAAGAAAAGCCUGCAGAAAAUACUUUAUUCAAGACAUACCCAAAUAAAGGAGUGGGUCAGGCUACUAAUCCUGAUGAAACUAGUAAGACUAGUAUUCUGGCAGUAUCCAGUGUAUCUAGCAAUAAAUCAAGCAUCAAGGCUGUUGUAGUCUCUUCUCCUAAGGCAAAAGCUACAGCUUCGAAACCUGAAAAUCAGAAAAGUUUUUUAAAAUCUGCGCUUAGAGAUCAAAUAAAUGCUGAAAAGAAACUUUUGGCCAAGGAAUUUGCUCUACUUAAACCUACAAGUGCCAGGUCAGGCUUGGCAGAAAGCAGUAAAUUGAAACCCACUCAGAGCAGUUUUACCAGAGGAGGCAGUGGAAAGAUCUCAGCCCUGCAAGGCAAGCUUUCUAAACUGGAUUACAGGGAUAUAACAAAACAAUCUCAGGAAACAGAAGCUAGACCUUCCAUCGUGAAGCGGGAUGACAGCAACAAUAAGACUUUGGCUGGACAAAACACUAAGAAUUCUAAAAGUGCUGCUGGUAGAAGUUCCAAAUCUAAAGAGGAACCAUUAUUUCCAUUUAAUUUGGAUGAAUUUGUUACUGUGGAUGAGGUUAUAGAAGAAGUGAAUCCUUCUCAAGCCAAGCAGAAUCCACUAAAGGGAAAAAAGAAAGAAGCUCUCAGAAAUGUUCCGUUCUCUGAACUUAACCUAAAGAAGAAAAAGGGGAAAACUUCAGCCCCUCGUGGUGUUGAGGGAGAACUAUCUUUUGUAACAUUGGAUGAGAUUGGGGAAGAAGAAGAUGCAGCUGCACAUCUAGCACAAGCUCUAGUCACUGUGGAUGAAGUAAUUGAUGAAGAAGAACUAAAUAUGGAAGAAAUGGUAAAAAAUUCAAAUUCACUUUUUACAUUAGAUGAAUUAAUUGACCAAGAUGAUUGCAUUUCCCACAGUGAACCUAAAGAUGUUACUGUUCUGUCAGUGGCUGAAGAACAAGAUCUUCUCAAACAGGAGCGCUUGGUAACUGUGGAUGAAAUUGGAGAAGUGGAAGAGCUACCUUUGAAUGAGUCAGCAGACAUAACUUUUGCCACUUUAAAUACAAAAGGAAAUGAAGGAGACACUGUAAGGGAAUCUAUUGGCUUCAUUUCUUCUCAGAUGCCUGAAGACCCUUCUACUUUAGUUACUGUAGAUGAAAUACAAGAUGACAGCAGUGAUUUGCAUUUAGUGACUUUGGAUGAAGUAACUGAAGAGGAUGAAGACUCUCUGGCUGAUUUUAACAACCUAAAAGAAGAACUUAAUUUUGUUACUGUUGAUGGUGGAGAGGAGGAGGAUGGAGAUAAUGAUUUAAAAGUCGAGUUAACACAAAGCAAAAAUGACAGUCCCACAGAUAAAAAAGGGAAUAGAAAGAAGAGAGCUGUGGACACAAAAAAGACAAAACUCGAAGCCUCGUCCCAAGUGGCUCCAGUAAAUGAGAAUGUUACAGAAGAAGAUUUAAAAACCAUGAUUGAAAGACGCUUAGCAGGUUUUGGGGUACAUGUGAAGAACAUGCAAGAUUGUUGCAUAGCUAAAACUUCAACCAAGAGAGUUAGAAUUGGGAAAACUCUGCCAUCAGAAAAGGCUGUUCUGACAGAACCAGGAAAAGGUGAAGAGGCCUUCCGGAUGAGUGAAGUUGAUGAGGAAGCUGGAUUAAAGGAUUCAGAACCAGAGCGAAAACGCAAGAAGACUGAAGACCCUUCUUUAGGCAAAUCAGUGGCAUCUGAUGUCCCUGAAGAAUUAGACUUUCUUGUACCUAAGGCUGGAUUCUUCUGUCCAAUUUGUUCCCUCUUCUACUCAGGUGAAAAAGCAAUGACAAAUCACUGCAAGAGUACACGUCAUAAGCAAAAUACUGAGAAAUUCAUGGCCAAGCAAAGAAAGGAAAAGGAACAGAAUGAGGCUGAAGAAAGAAGCUGUAGGUGAUUGGGGGAAAGGGGAAAGAAGUCACUAGAAAUUUGUUUAGGGUCCAGUGGAUUUGUGUAUUUUUGUUAUAAUUUAAUUUGUAAUUUUCAUUUCAGAAGCAAAUACUCGUGUUGUACAAAUUUCUGAUUACCCUUGAUGUAGACAGACUGAUGGGGAAAGUAUGAUGGGUUUGAUUUUUAUAUCAAAUCAUCAGGCAUGGAGAAAUAUCUUUUAGAAGUGUUAAAAUAAAUGUUCCUACUGUAUAUUUAAAAUACCAUCUGUGUUUGUGGCUGAUUUAUUAAAGACUUCCUUGCCUCUGA
Messenger RNA from Callithrix jacchus (white-tufted-ear marmoset), 3052 nucleotides. RefSeq names its product zinc finger protein 638-like. Lineage: Eukaryota; Metazoa; Chordata; Mammalia; Primates; Cebidae. Gene Ontology annotation, molecular function: nucleic acid binding; zinc ion binding. Gene Ontology annotation, cellular component: nucleus. The record is from RefSeq and is a predicted model, not a curated record.